Molecule: messenger RNA, 3713 nt
Organism: Nannospalax galili (Upper Galilee mountains blind mole rat)
Lineage: Eukaryota; Metazoa; Chordata; Mammalia; Rodentia; Spalacidae
Gene: Tmc3
Product: transmembrane channel like 3
Exons: 22
Coding region: 161-3460 (1099 amino acids)
Cellular component (GO): plasma membrane
Molecular function (GO): mechanosensitive monoatomic ion channel activity
Source: RefSeq, a predicted model, not a curated record
AUGCUGGCAGGCUGUGCUCCCGCUCCUGAGGAAGGGAGGGCAGAGCAACUCUGCAGGUCCCAUUCAGAAAGCUCAUUUGGAACAGACCUCUGCCUGCACACAUCCCAGCUACCCAGCUCCCUGGCUGUCCCCAGGGAACACUGGCAAUCAGCCAGCCCCCAUGAAACCCUCAAAGGCAUCCCAGCGUUACAGAAGCAUCCGGAGAAAUACAAACCAGCACUACCUCUACCAGGACUCCCUGCUGCUUGGUAACUCAGAUGACAGCUUUAAUGCUGAUGAAACAGGGGACAGCAAUGAUCCGGAACAAAUCUUCCAGAAUAUACAGUUCCAGAAAGAUCUCAUGGCAAAUAUUCGCUGCAGACCCUGGACCAUGGGACAAAAGCUGCGGGCACUGAGACGAGCAAAGCAGAUUGUGCUGAAGUUUGAAGGGAGGCUGACCAGGACCCGAGGUUACCAAGCAGCAGGAGCAGAGCUCUGGCGGAAACUUGCCCGUCUGGCCUGUAACUUUGCGGUCAUCUUCAUCCCCUGGGAAAUGAGGAUAAAGAAAAUUGAGAGUCACUUUGGGUCGGGUGUGGCCUCCUACUUCAUAUUCUUGAGGUGGUUGUUCGGAAUUAACAUCGUGCUCACAGUGAUGACAGGUGCUUUUAUUGUCAUUCCAGAGCUGAUCGCAGGCCAGCCUUUUGGAAGCACAGUCAGCAAGACCAUCCCCCAGGAGCAGGUCAUGUCUGCCCAAGAUCUGGAUACCAUCUGGUCCCUGGGGGGAUACCUCCAGUACUCCGUCCUGUUCUAUGGCUACUACGGCAGAGAAAGGAGGAUCGGGAGAGCCGGCUACCGCCUGCCCUUGGCCUAUUUCCUGGUGGGGAUGGCAGUGUUUGCCUACAGCUUCAUCAUUCUCUUAAAGAAGAUGGCUAAGAACUCCCGCACCAGCCUCGCCAGUGCUUCCAAUGAAAACUACACCUUCUGCUGGCGGGUGUUUUGUGCCUGGGAUUACCUCAUUGGAAACCCAGAAGCUGCAGAGAGCAAAACCGCUGCCAUUGUGAACAGCAUCAGGGAGGCGAUACUAGAAGAACAGGAAAAGAAAAAAAGCAAAAACAUGGCAGUGACCAUCUGCCUGAGGAUCAUCGCCAACAUCCUGGUGCUCCUCUCACUGGCAGGCAGCAUCUAUCUCAUCUAUUUUGUGGUGGACAGGUCCCAGAAGCUGGAACAGUCAAAGAAGGAGCUGACGCUUUGGGAAAAGAAUGAGGUGAGUGUGGUAGUCUCCCUUGUCACCAUGCUGGCACCCUCUGCCUUUGACCUCAUCGCUGCCUUGGAGAUGUACCACCCCCGAACCACACUGCGCUUCCAGCUGGCAAGGGUAUUGGUGCUGUACCUGGGAAAUCUCUACAGCUUGAUCAUUGCUCUCCUUGACAAAGUGAACAGCAUGAACACUGAGGAAGGGGCUACCAAAAAUACCACAAGUCAUUGGAUAGAUCCUCCCACCUUCUUCGCCACCAGAACAGCGCCUGAAGGAGGGCAGUGGCCCACACCCGGGUCUGGAAUGGGACUCAGGAGAAACAGCACCAGCACAUGGGUCUUGGGGGAGACAAGCAUUCUGACCUCUACCAUGCCGUACACAAAGGCCAACAAGACGGUGCUCUACACGCAGGGCCCCCAAGGCCAGUGCUGGGAGACAUAUGUUGGCCAGGAGAUGCUGAAGCUGUCCGUCAUUGACAUGCUCUUCACAGUGGCCAGCAUCCUGCUUAUAGACUUCUUCCGAGGACUUUUUGUUCGCUACCUAAGUGACUAUUGGUGUUGGGACCUUGAAAGCAAGUUUCCUGAAUAUGGGGAAUUCAAAAUCGCUGAGAAUGUGCUUCACUUAGUCUACAACCAAGGGAUGAUUUGGAUGGGGGCCUUCUUCUCCCCAUGUCUCCCAGCCUUCAAUGUUCUCAAGCUCAUCGGGCUGAUGUACCUGAGGAGCUGGGCAGUGCUGACCUGCAACGUGCCCCACCAGCAAGUGUUUCGAGCCUCCAGAUCCAACAACUUCUACCUGGCGAUGCUGCUGUUCAUGCUGUUCCUCUGCAUGUUGCCAACCAUCUUUGCUAUUGUCCACUACAAGCCAUCUCUGAACUGUGGGCCCUUCAGUGGACAAGAGAAGAUUUAUGACAUCGUGUCAGAGACCAUAGAGAAUGACCUCCCUGCAUGGUUUCACUCUGUGGUGGGGCACAUCAGCAGCCCUGUUGUCAUCCUGCCAGCCGUGCUGCUUCUGUUCAUGCUCAUCUACUACCUUCAGAGUAUCGCACGGUCACUGAAGCUCAGCAACCAGCAGCUCAGGAUGCAAAUCCAAAACGCAAGAUCUGAAGAUAAGAAAAAGGUUGCCCAAAUGGUGGAGGCUCGAAUCCAGACCCACGAGGAAAGCACCAAGAGGCUUCCCAAGGACAGUGACCUCCUCAGCCAGCUAUCCUCAGUACACAUGGUGACAGCCCAAAACAAUGGCAAUGUGGUCAACUUCGACUCUCUGAGCAACAACAGCAUCAGGUUAGAGACGGUCACAAAGUCCUUGCCCCAGAGUCCUGGGCAAAGACACAGGGCUCCCUGCUCUCCUCUUCCUGGGGAAUCCAGAUCAAGACCAGAGGAGGACAUUAACAGGUAUCCACAUGAUCCGAGUGCCAGCACAGGCAGCCUCCAAAAGAACAGAUCUUGCACAUCUGUGACACAGAUACAGUCCAUCAACCAUGUUCGCUCUGAGCCUCUUUCCCGAAAAGACUUUCAGCCUAUUAGUCGUCUUCUCCAUGAACCUGGGGUCUCAGCCUUGAUGACACAUGGCCACAGACCCCAUGCUCCCAGACACUAUAUUGUUAAUGAACAUGCUUCUCGAAAAAAGACACACCCAAUUUUCUGGCCAGAAAGACAUUUUAAGAUAGAUGCUUUAGGUGAGGUUGUAGAGUUAUAUCCCAGGAAUGUGCGACAGUACAAGUCUUGGGCCCCGCACCAGCCUCGCUGUCCACAGCUGAGUGAAGAAGAGGACAUGCUGAGAAGAGAUUUUGUCCAGUGGCCAGUCGCCCCUCGCUCCCUCACAGACCUCCCUCAGGCUUUUUACGUUGAUGACAGAUCAGAAAGUGACACCAGAGGCCCUGAGCUCCAGCCAAGGAUCUAUUACAAAUCUGGGGAUGAUGGUUUUGAAGACCAAUUCAAUAGGCCCCCAUUUGUACACAAAAAGCCAUGCUCUCGGAAUGUCCAAUACCCACAGCAUCCGCUGAAGCCCAGGGUCAAAGCCAAGUUUGAGCCAUCCUUCACAGAAUCUGAUUCUGUGUCAGCAGCAUCCAGCAGUGACCAACAGAAUAGCAGCACUGACCAACACCUGCAGGUCAUGCCCAGACAGGGAAAGUUCCCGAGGUCUGCUGGCCAGCUGGGCAGGAGGAAGGCCAAGUCCAGGCAGGCACUGCCUGCAGAUCUGAAUGACUUAGUUUGUUCAAAUGUCUAGGCUCCUUCCAGUGUCUCUUCAUAAAGACUGGACUGCCUUGGAAACACCGGGCCAUUACAUAGCUCCACCUUUUCCAGAAAGAGAGAGGAACACAUCUGGUGGGUGUUAGAGAUCUAUGGAAGUCAUUCUGGCAUAUCCACUGCUCCAGUAUGAUGUUUGAGAUCCUGGGACUGUAACUUCCUAUUCACAGCAGUGACAUACAAGUAGUUUUCUUAUGGACAUCACGCAUCAGCACAUCAGGUCAUGAUUUCAG